This is a messenger RNA of Spinacia oleracea (spinach), 3061 nucleotides long. Its product is annotated as serine/threonine-protein kinase D6PKL1. NCBI's taxonomy places the organism in Eukaryota, Viridiplantae, Streptophyta, Magnoliopsida, Caryophyllales, Amaranthaceae. Gene Ontology annotation, biological process: protein phosphorylation. The transcript has 3 exons. The record is from RefSeq and is a predicted model, not a curated record. The coding region runs from base 590 to 2770 and encodes 726 amino acids. Gene Ontology annotation, molecular function: ATP binding; protein kinase activity.
CAUACUGGAAUCUCAAUCACUGAUCCAACCCCACCUUCAUUCUUUUCUUUUUUUUAAUCUUUUACUUUGUUUCUCCUCCAUUCUUCUGCUCUGAGACUGAGAAUGAACACAUGACCACCUUCUUCCUUCUUUUGUAGCUCCCAUGAAUAAAUAAACAAAGUGAAAAUCAAAUCAAACCAUAAUCAAAGGUAAAGAUUUUAUUUAUUUAUUGCUUAUUACUUAUUUUAAAGAAAAAAGAGAAAAGCAAAAGGAGCUUGUUUGUGUUUUAGGUACUGUUUGUGUGAGAGUUUAUAGUAGCAGUACCCAACACAACAACUUCAGCUUUUCCUUUUUCUUUGUUUACAUUCACAUUCUUGUGUUUUCCCUUUCUUUCUUUCUUUAGACCCAAACAGGCCUCUAUUCCCUCCCCAACUUCAAUUCCAACUCCUACUGAGUGGGUUUGUCUGUAUUUCUCUAAAAAAAAUCCAGGCUAUCAACUGGGUUGCUGUAGUCUGUAGAUCCACAUUUCGUGCGCAGAGCAGCAAUUUCAAGGGUUUUGAUAGCUGGUUUUGCGGUUGGAGUUGUUUGUGAUGGUAUUUGCUCAUCCGAUAUGGAGAAGAUCCCAGAAAUGAAGUCACUCCCAGUUUACUUGUCUUCUGCCAGUCUAAUAGUAGGGAAUAAGGUGAUUUCUGCUAGAGAACAGUUGAGUCGAUCCAAGGGACGAGAUGCUCAGGACUUGGAUUUUCCCGUGCCCACAAGGCCAUGGAAAGGAAAUAUAUCUCUGCAAGAACAGGACGAUCUGAUGUUGGAUGUUAUCACAUCGAAUCAUAGUGCUGAUUCUGUUGAUGAUGGUGUUGGCUCAACUUCUUUUUCAGGGGCUAGUCAUCCUCCUGAACCCGUUGACACCGAUUUAAUGAGACCAGUAUAUGUGCCUAUCAGUCACAACAAGUCAGAUGCAGGAUCCUUGGUGAAGAGUAUGUCGGCAAAGGGUCCUUUUAUUGAUGAUCUUUUGAUCCAGGUCCCUCCGAGGAAACCAAGCUCAGUUGUCCUCUCUCCUGCUGAAAGCUUGGUGGAAGAACCAAAUGAGCAGAACGCAAUAUCUUCUCCAUUUUUGGUCCCUCGUGCAUCACAGAAUACCGAGGCCUCUCUCCCUCCAGAUACAGAUGAAAAGGAAUGUGUUUGGGAUGCUUCAUUGCCGCCAAGUCCGUUUAGUAGUAUUGACAGUACUAGUGUAGCCAGAUCUAUGAGCAUUGCUAAUAGUUGUGCAAGCACGUAUAGGAGUGAUGGAAUUACCAGCGAUGGAAUGCUAAGCUUUGAAAGGAAUUGUGAGAGUGCAAAAUACAGUAUUCGAGGUGGAGACUCACUUGAAAGUGCAAAAACUAGCAUGAGCCGAGCAAGUGAUAGUAGUGGCCUUAGUGAUGAUAGUAAUUGGAGCAACCUUACUGGAAGUGCUAAUAAGCCACAUAAAGGGAAUGAUCCUAGAUGGAAGGCUAUACUAGCCAUCAGAGCUCGGGAUGGAAUGUUGGGUAUGAGCCACUUUAGGCUACUCAAGCGACUUGGUUGUGGUGACAUUGGAAGUGUGUAUCUGUCUGAGCUGAGUGGGACCCGCUGUUAUUUUGCUAUGAAGGUAAUGGACAAGGCAUCACUUGCUGCUAGGAAGAAAUUAACUAGAGCUCAAACGGAAAGAGAGAUUCUGCAACUGCUUGAUCAUCCAUUUUUGCCGACUUUGUAUACACAUUUUGAGACUGAUAGGUUUUCCUGUUUGGUCAUGGAGUAUUGUCCAGGAGGUGACCUUCACACUUUAAGACAACGCCAGCCAGGAAAACAUUUUUCUGAGUAUGCAGCAAGGUUUUACGCUGCUGAAGUGUUGUUGGCUCUUGAGUACCUUCACAUGCUUGGAGUUAUCUACAGAGACUUAAAACCAGAAAAUGUCUUAGUUCGUGAUGAUGGGCAUAUAAUGCUUUCCGAUUUUGACCUUUCCUUGCGUUGUACCGUAUCUCCAACCCUAAUAAAAACUUCAUCUGAUUCUGGCCCUCAAAAUGCAUUCUGUGUACAGCCAGCUUGUAUUGAGCCUUCAGUAGUUUGCAUCCAACCUGCAUGUUUCCUUCCUGGAAUUUUUCCUAAGAAGAACAAGAAAAAAACCAGACAACUUAAAAAUGAGCCUGGAUUUGUAUCCAGAACUCUUCCUGAGCUUCUUGCCGAGCCAACCCAAGCACGAUCCAUGUCCUUUGUGGGGACCCAUGAAUACUUAGCACCAGAAAUUAUCAAGGGAGAAGGUCACGGAAGUGCUGUUGACUGGUGGACUUUUGGGAUAUUCUUGCAUGAACUACUCUACGGUAAGACCCCCUUUAAAGGGUCGGGAAAUCGUGCCACUCUCUUCAACGUUGUGGGGCAGCAACUGAAGUUCCCAGAUUCUCCAGCAACAAGCUAUGCAAGUCGGGAUUUGAUAAGAGGAUUGCUUGUGAAAGAACCACAAAACAGGCUAGGAGUGAAGAGGGGUGCCACUGAACUCAAGCAGCACCCAUUCUUUGAAGGGGUUAACUGGGCUCUGAUACGUUGCAGCACACCUCCAGAGAUACCGAGACCAAUGGAAAUGGAGUUGCCAGGUAAGUUUGGGGCGGUAGAUAACACAGCUGUUGGUGGUGGUGGUGGUGGUGUUGGUGGUGUUGGUAUGGGUAUGAUGGGUAUGGGUACGGGUACGGGUACGGGUAUGGGUAGUGUCAGUAAAAGAAUGGCCAACACUGAGACAAAGCCAGGCGGCGGUAAAUAUUUGGAUUUUGAAUUCUUUUAGCUAGUGUACGGGUAAUGUUUACAGGACAAACUGAGGCUGUAUUUUGGUAGAUGGUUGUAUUGCCCUGUGAAAAAUCUGCAUGCACAUGUUUUGGCAGUGCAUUUUGAGCAAGAAAACUAGUUAGGAACAUUCCAAUGCCAUUUCAUCUGGAAAUCCUUAGUAUUUAUUUUUCAGUUAGAUCAUACUUCUACAUCAUCUACAUGGUAGAUAAUUAUAAUACCAAUGUAUACCGAGUAGACGACUACAGACUGUCAUCAGUUCAUUUCUAUCAUGCUUCGUUAUGUUGCUGCA